AUGACGGACAGCGAACCGACUCCUGAAGAAACGGUGGAUACUAUUCCUCAUAGGGAUCCUGAUAUGAAUAGUGAUUCUGAGGCGUACGAUUUAUCUGACAGAGAUCAAGGUGAGAUAGAUGACGAGGUUGAAGAAAAGAAAUUAAACGAAGAUGACGUGAAGGAGGAAAUGGAAGAGGAAAGAGAAGAAAAAAGUCAAGAAGAAGCAAAAAAAGAAGAAUUGAAACAAGAUUACGGCAUAGGAUCGAAGCGCCCGUUAGAAGAUGACGAAAGCGAUAACAAGGAGCCUCAGAUAACUAAGGAAGAAGAGAGCCUUCUUCAAAAAAUGAACAAAGGAGACAAUGAGAGUGGAAAUGCAGACGUAAAUGAUAUUGAAAAUGGCGAAACAGAUGGAGUUCAAGAAGAACACGGAGAGGAAAGUAAAGCGGAAAACGAAGGAGAAGAAGAAGAAGAAGAAGAAGAAGAAGAGGACGACGACGACGAAGAAGAAGAAGACGAUGAUGACGAUGAAAAUGAUGAGACUGUUGGCAGAAGGAAGAAGAAGAGACGUACAGCAAAUCAGUUCGUUGAUAUAGAAGCUGAAGUCGACGAUGAAGAGGAAGAUGAAUUAGAUGAGGACAAUGAAGAGGCCGAAUUAUUAAGAGAGCAGUUUAUCUCAGAUGAUCGUAUUGAUAACGAAGAAGGAAAAGACGAUGAGCAUCAGGAUGAUCGACUCCACAGACAAUUCGAUCGCCGUCGUCAAGAAGCAGAAGACCAGGACGCAGAGAAAUUAGCAGAGACCUUAAAACAAAGAUAUAGAAGGACUCACGCAGUUUACCGAGGUGACACCGCCGCUAAUGAUGCAGUAUCACAAAAAUUGUUAAUGCCAUCGAUCAAUGAUCCCUCAAUUUAUGCGAUUAGAUGUACUCCAGGUAGAGAAAAGGAAUUAGUACGAAAGCUUUACGAGAAAAAAAGAACUUUAGCUAGACUGAAUAAUCCGCUUGACAUUUUGACAGUUUUUCAGAGGGAUGCAUUUAAAGGCUACAUUUAUAUCGAAGCUAAAAAACCUGAAGCUAUCGAUAGGGCUUUAGCUGGUAUGGUAAAUAUUUUUGCCAGAAACAGGAUUCUAGUACCAGUCCGCGAAUAUCCAGAUUUAUUAAAACAAGUUAAAUCAUCAGAUGUGGAAAUAGUUCCUGGUAUUUACAUUCGUAUUACUAGAGGAAAGUAUAAAAAUGACUUGGCAAUAGUCGAUAACUUAUCUGAAAAUGGAUUGGAUGUCCGUUGUAAAUUAGUUCCAAGGUUAGACUAUGGUAAAAACGACGACUUCACUAAAGAAGGAAGAAGAAUCAAGCUGAAAGUAAAGCCAAUUCCUAGGUUAUUUAGCGAACAAGAGGCAAGAAUGUACGAUGGAGAUUAUUUACAACCAGGAAGAGGACCUAGAAGCUAUAUUUAUCGUGGUGAGGAGUACAUUGACGGCUUUUUAUUCAAGGACUUUAAGCUUCAAUUUAUCCAAACCAAAGAUAUUCAUCCAACUUUGGAAGAACUUGAUAGGUUUCAAUCAGGAAAUAGUGAGGAAGAUGGAUUGGAUUUAGCUGCUAUUGCCGCCUCGUUGAAGAAUAAGAAUAUUAAUGAUACAAAUCAAUCAAAUAUCUUUCAACCUGGAGAUAAUGUUGAAAUCCGUCGCGGGGAACAGGCCAAAACUGUCGGUAAGGUCUUAGGUGCUUCAUUGAAUGAAGUCGUCAUUUUGGUCACCAAUAGUGGUGAUCCGAAGUUUGUGAAUCAACAAUUGACUGUUCCAGCAAGUGACUUAAGAAAAGUAUUCAGCACUGGUGACCAUGUUAAGAUUAUUGAAGGAAAACACUCAGAAGAGACAGGUUUAGUUAUGAAAAUAGAUGGCGAUUCAGUUGUUUUACUUUCAGAUCAGACCAAGGAAGAUGUCAGAGUGUUUGCAAAUUAUCUAAUAAAAGCAACAGAUGCUUCUCUGAAUAUUGAUAAUAUGAACAAUAAUUAUGAUAUCAAAGAUCUCGUUGAACUUAAUGCCUCAACAGUUGGUGUUAUCGUAAAAGCUGAGAAGGGGCUUUUCGAGAUUCUCACUUCGGAUGGUAGAACACUUUCGGUAAAGCCUUCUGGUAUCGCAUCAAAACUAGAGCUAAGCCGCAGAGAACAAAUUGCUACUGAUAAGAAUGGUUCAACGAUAAGGGUUGGCGAUACUGUCAAAGAGGUACUAGGAGAUAAGAAAAGAGAGGGAACAAUUAUUCAUAUUUUCAGAAGCACCUUGUUCAUUAAGCUGAAUGAAAUCAUCGAAAAUUUGGGAAUAUUUGCAACUAAUUGCAUGAAUGUAAGUACCAUAACAACUAAGGGCUCAAUGGUUUCCAAAAACUUAGGCCCUGAUUUGAACAAAAUGAACCCAAAUUUGAAGUUACCAAAUCCAAUUGCGGCAUCAGGUUUGAAGACCAGAAUUGGUGGUCGUGACAAAUUGAUUUAUAAGGAUGUCGUUAUCACUGGUGGUAAUCAUAAGGGACUUAUGGGAAAAGUCACUGAUGCAGAUGAAGUCUAUGCUAGAAUUGAACUUCAUACUAAAUCGAAAAAGAUUAAAGUGAACAAAAAUAAUCUUAGCGUUCUAGUACACGGAGAAUCCAUUCCUUAUUUGCGGUUUAUUGGGGCUCCCAUGUCACAACAAAGCCAGCAAAAAUUCUCUGCUCCUGCGUUCACCUCGGGUGGAAGGUCGAGUUGGAAUCAUAAUGGAGGUGUCACUCCUGCCGCUGGAAGCGGCUCUUCUGCUUGGGGAAGUAUGGGUGGAGCAUCUUCAUGGGGAGGAGGCAAAACUCCAGCCUACAGCUCAAAUGGGAAUGCAUCAACAUGGGGUGGUGCUGCUUCUUCUUGGAAUGGCGCGAAAACUCCUGGUAAUGCUUCUUCUUGGGGAGCUGGUUCAACUUGGGGUGGCAAUAACGGUGCUGGUUCCACAUGGGGCGACAAAGGUAACAAGAGCACAUGGGGAAAUAGCAGUACGUGGGGCUCUAAAUAG
Molecule: messenger RNA, 3003 nt
Organism: Priceomyces carsonii
Lineage: Eukaryota; Fungi; Ascomycota; Pichiomycetes; Serinales; Debaryomycetaceae
Gene: SPT5
Product: transcription elongation factor
Exons: 1
Coding region: 1-3003 (1000 amino acids)
Biological process (GO): transcription elongation-coupled chromatin remodeling; transcription elongation by RNA polymerase II; regulation of transcription by RNA polymerase II
Cellular component (GO): DSIF complex
Molecular function (GO): mRNA binding
Source: RefSeq, a predicted model, not a curated record